CCGCGCCGGUCGCACGCUCCGCGACCGACCAAUUCGAAUUCCGAUUUCGAACAUUCCAAAUUUUCUACUUCUUGAUUUACAAAAUUUAGUAGCCAGUUCCGUUAUGCGUUAGGGCUUUAAUUUUUUUUUUGAAAAUAUUUUUUUAUUAACAAUGGAAGUUAGUGCUAUACCUCCCAUGCCUCUGGACUUCUCUAUGGUGAGGAAUGGAAGUGGUUCUCCUGGAAGCAGCCUCCGGGAGAAUUCUCCGAGACCUGUGUCCAAUAGCGCCUUCAGAGUUGUCACGCCAAAAGGAAUAUCAGCCAGCGAGGCACUGCGCAGUGGCUUGUGCCAGUCGCUAUGGGGAGCUUCAGCCAGCAGACCAGAACCUCGACUCGCAUCACCGCCGCCUGUUCAGAGCCAGGACUCUUACACUGUUAGAGAUGAUAUCAAAUUCGGCAUCAACCGCUUGGUCAGUGAGAAGACAGACGAAGAUGAUGAAGAAACCCCACAAAAUGAUAUCACAAGACCUGACGCCACGUCACCGGCGUCACGAUGUGGAAGUCCUUGUUGGGUACCGUCACCACAGUCCCCUAGAUCAGUUCGUUCAAGUUCACCUGAACUUGAAGUGGACUCCCCACCUUCUUCUCCGAGAAGACCACCAGAUUCUUCACCACCGCCGAAAAGAUCAGAGGCUUUUUCCGUCAGUGCGUUGCUACGACCAGACGCACCUAGAGUUCAACCGCAACGACCAUUUCUUUACCCUCCUCUACCGUUUGCUGAAUUCCUUAGAGACGCAGGCAGUCUUGGUAUACCUGGAUGGGGUGGUUAUAGUAACCUGUAUCUGCAUGCUGUCCAAGCUGCUGGUCCAGAACUUCUACGAUUGAGAGCUGCAGUCUUAGGAGCACCCGGCCCGUUAUCUAGACCGUUGCCCAUUGGAGAUGUGUACUCCUGUGUGAAAUGUGAGAAGAUGUUCAGCACACCGCAUGGACUAGAAGUGCACGCCAGAAGAUCUCAUAACGGAAAGAGGCCGUUUGCAUGUGAAUUGUGCAGCAAAACUUUUGGACACGAAAUUAGCUUGAGCCAACACAGGGCGGUGCACAGUGUUGAGAAAGUCUUCGAGUGCAAGCAAUGUGGGAAGACCUUCAAACGCUCCAGUACCCUCUCCACCCACCUGCUCAUCCACUCUGACACUAGACCCUAUCCUUGUCAGUACUGCGGCAAGAGGUUCCACCAGAAAUCUGAUAUGAAGAAGCACACUUAUAUCCAUACGGGCGAGAAGCCCCACAAAUGCCAAGUCUGCGGCAAAGCGUUCAGCCAGAGUUCAAACCUGAUCACCCAUUCUCGCAAGCACACGGGUUUCAAGCCCUUCGCAUGUGACCUUUGUGGACGAGCUUUCCAGAGAAAGGUGGACCUUCGAAGGCACAGGGAGACCCAACAUGCGGACUUACGGACCCCACAGCCGCAUAUGCAGCCGCCGCAUACUGAUGUCCAUGCCAUGCAUGCGCCAGAUAUGCACGCCGUUGCUGAACGACGGAUAGAUCUCUGCGCUCCACACGACAUGCGGCCACAGCACCCUGACUUCCGCGCCCCCCACAUGACUAGCGUGCCUCCCCUCCAGGCGCUCCCCUCCUGAACUUCAACAGCCUUCGCGCCAACUAGCUGGCGCUGAGGCUUCUAGGAAUGAAGAAAAAAAAAUGGCGGUAACAUAACAGGACCUACUAACCACGUUGCAAAUGUUUCUAUGCGAUUUGCCUCAUAGCGUACUUCGUGCGGUAUUGAAAUAAUUGAAACGUAGGGCAGAUUAUAACCCAUCCGAAUUAAACAAACACCUGACGUCAUAAAGGAUGCGAGUAACAUGCUCACGAGUGUCGACAUUGGAACAUUCGCAACUUGGUUAAGUGUUCACUGGUCGUCGAAAAAUAUGGAACUUUAAAAAAAGUGAUAAUUUUAGUUUAACAGUUCUGUACCGUCGGUGAAAAGUAAUACAACUCGAGUUGUAUCACUUUUGAGUUAUUAGCACACACUUCAUGUUCGAAAAAUUCUCUUUCUUUCUGUCUAAUUCUCGUAACUGUAGCUAUUAUAAAUACGGAGAUAAUUUUUGUGUAAAGUGAUAUAAGUACUGUUUGUGAAGGAUUCAUGCUGUUAUAACACGUGUAACAUAAUUCAUCUUAACUUGCAUCAAAGUGAAAUGAAGAUUUUCAUUAAAUAUUUUGGUGUAAGUAAAUGCAACUCAAGAUAUAUUAAAAUACACGCCAUGCUUGAAUUCUCACGGUCCGUGUUUAAUGAUAUAAUUUUAGUUGUAACAUCAAACACCAAAUUUAUUUUUUCGUGAAAAGUAAUAUAAAUUAAUAUAUAUCAAAAUAUUUCAGAAAAUACGAUCUUGGAUAUCAUUAACAUGUCGUGUAUAAUGAUACAUACAAGUUCGAUUCUAUGCGCCACCAGUGUGUAUCUUAGGGUAACCUCCGCAUAAACCUGUCUAUGGGAAGCCAUUUUGUCUAGAGCCACAGCAAACCAUAUCUGAUCCGCAUUGCGAAUGGGUAUAGGUUACGUUAGUACUUCAGACCAAACCGUGUUUUUUCUCUUUCUGUUAUAACCGCCUUGUAGUACUUAAUAAUAGUACCUCAAUAAGUUGUGAGUCCUGAUCAUGGCGUCGAUAUCACCAUGGCAGGGUUAGUCAAGAGGUAUUUGAGAUUUGUCAUACUGUCAUUAGUCUCCUUCCCUUAGCUCGAAGCAUAGCUGUUUUACAUAGUUUUCUUGAUUACAUGCAGGUUAAGCGGUGGCAGAUUGAACGCUGCUUUCAUUGCUAAGGAGGUUGUAGACGUGAAAUAAUAGCUCCAAAUAUUAUCAAGCGCCAAUUAAUAUGCAAGCCAUUCAAUACACGCUGGUUAGAUCUUUGAUGCAAGCGCCGGUAGUGGUAUUUUUGAACCUACACAGCUGUAGAUGAUCGUACAUACUUUUGGGUUUAAGGUCCCACUGGGAUCCAGCUUGGCAUCGGCAGCAUCGGGAUCUGCCACAUCUUCUCAAGAGAAGAUUACCAGUUUCUCAAACGCGUUGAAUGGUGUAAAUAAUUGGUCGAGCUUUCUCGUCUUUAUAAAGGGAACAACUACUCUGAACUCUGUGCACCACCGUUAAAUUGUUUUUUCUGUAUUUUGAUUAUAUAAGAGAGAAUUACGCACAGGACCGUGAAAAAUGGAAAGAGGAAGGGGAGGCCUUUGCCCAGCAGUGGGAUCUUGUAGGAUAAAUUAGAUUAGAAUAAAUAAUUGGCAACACCACGGGCACAACCCCUUAAUUAAACCAGGUCACAAAGUUUGUAGAAAUCCCAGGAGGUAUUUGAGCUUCUGAAAAAAGCUGGUUGGCUUACAUAGUCAACAAAAGCACGCAUAAUGGACCACUUGCGUUUAUGCGGAAAACUGAGCCCAUUAAAGUAACAUUAGAUAUGGGACAUUUGUCCAUACAUGUUGUGCCGACCCCAACUAGAGUGGAAUAAAGGCAGGAGGAUGAUGAUGAUAUAGUGGGAAGUUGCCCACUUCACAAUAGUGGUCCAUACGCGAGGAUACGCGGAACGUGUGCUUACGUCUAAAGUUUUGUGGAAACGAACUCAUUUAGCUUAACCAUAACAGACCAUGGUAAAGGUGAUAAGACCUACCCUGAGGAUAGCCCUGUGUAACCUAUAGGUUUGAAGGUGAAUCAAUGAUCUUCAUUUUCUCUACCUAUUCUUAUCGUCAACAUUGAUUCGACUCCGUUUAUGGUUCUGUCAAUGUUGCGGGCUACCAUUAGACCGGGAAUUUUAAUAAUUCGAAGUAUUGAAUUAUCAAAACCUCUGUGGAAAUGCGCCCUUCGAUCGCCGGGCAAGCUUUGCUCAUUUUCUUCGUGAUACAUGUAUACUUUAGGGGAUUUUGAUUGUGGAAUGAGUUGUAAUCUUUUAAAUAGUUUCAGCAGGAAUGAAGUAACACUAACCAGUUUGUGUGAUUUUGGUUUAAAAGUACGUAGGUACAUCACUUUUAUCUCCAGGCCGUGCUGCCAGGCUAGCCCGAAUCAUUCCUAAUGACCAGUCUUAAUAUAAUUCCUCUUACCUUUAUUUGUUAGGGGUGGAAAUAUUAUCAUAAUUGAAUUUAUAAGAUGAACCAACAAUGGUUUUGAUUAGGGGCGUAGUGUGGUGGACAAAAUGUGUUUGUAGCGGGCAGCAGUGGUGGUUUUGACCGGUUAUUUAUGAGUUUUGAGAGUAAAAUCAUAACAAAAUAUUUUAUUAUCGCCACCUUACACUAUAUAUACGUGUACCAUCUUUAUAUUAUGUAUUUAUUACUAGAAAUUCGUAAAAACAUGUAUCAUUUUACACAAUAAAACCGAAAAAAUAAAUCAAGUUAUACCACUUGACACAAAUUCGUUAUAGUUUUAUCGUUUGUGUCAAUUGAUAUAAGUUACGUUUCUUUACUUUUUAAAGAAAAUAAAUAGAAUUUUGCCUUUCUACAACUUCAUAAAAUAAACUUUCUUCCAAGACAUUUUGUUUUAUGUACAAUAAGACUGUAAAAUUAUUAAUUGAAAAUAUGAUAUAUCAACGAUGACUUUUGUAUAGUUAUGUGUGUAAAAAGGUAUAUGUAGACUUGUAUCAAUUUACACAGUAUAAAAGUUGGUGUCAACUGAUACAUGUAAUUUAUUUUGAUCCUCUACCAUUUCUGUUUAGGUUCUAAAUAUAACUAAAUAUUAGAAAAGAAACCUUCCAUCAUCACCUAUCGACACAUAUAACUUCUGUUCCAUUAUUCCUUAUAAGUCACGAGCUAGAAUAUUUUUAACUUUAAACUCGAUUUUCUCAAAACUUCAAUUUUGGACUUGUAUUACUUUUCACCGACGGUACAGAGUUGUU
This is a messenger RNA of Pectinophora gossypiella (pink bollworm), 4840 nucleotides long. It is a transcript of the gene sens-2, whose product is annotated as zinc finger protein Gfi-1. The record is from RefSeq and is a predicted model, not a curated record. The transcript has 7 exons. Gene Ontology annotation, molecular function: RNA polymerase II cis-regulatory region sequence-specific DNA binding; DNA-binding transcription factor activity. Bases 152 to 1612 code for a protein of 486 amino acids. Lineage: Eukaryota; Metazoa; Arthropoda; Insecta; Lepidoptera; Gelechiidae. Gene Ontology annotation, biological process: regulation of transcription by RNA polymerase II.